Molecule: messenger RNA, 612 nt
Organism: Penicillium daleae
Lineage: Eukaryota; Fungi; Ascomycota; Eurotiomycetes; Eurotiales; Aspergillaceae
Product: HD domain-containing protein
Exons: 3
Coding region: 1-612 (203 amino acids)
Source: RefSeq, a predicted model, not a curated record
AUGGAACGUCAGACACCAGCAGAAAGGGCCGCGCUUCUUGUUAAUGCUCUUGAGCAGCACGGGCAGGGCGAUUACAUUGGGGAAUCAAUCAAUCAGCUUGAACACUCUUUGCAGGCAGCAGAUCAGGCACGCAAAUCGGGGGCUAGAGAUGAACUCGUAAUCGCAGCGCUGUUCCAUGAUAUUGGCCAAAUCAUCCCCUUGGACUCGACGAAGGAGGUUCGUAUGAACCUUCGCGGGAGCACCGAGAAUGUCGGUCGCGUGGGUCAUGAAGCUAUCGGUGCCGCGUAUCUCCGAUCCUUAGGAUUCAGUGAGACAGUUUGUCGGUUGGUGAACAGCCAUGUUGCAGCGAAAAGAUAUCUGACCGCAAUGAAUCGUGCUUACUACGACUCGUUGUCUUCUGCGUCACAAAAAUCGCUCGCUUUCCAGGGCGGUCCAUUUCAGGGAGAUGAACUCGAAAAGUUUGAUCAGGAUCCCCUUCGGGAUGAGAUGGUUUCUCUGCGAUUGUGGGACGAUGCAGCUAAAUUGGAAGGGGUGGAGUCAAUCACUCCCCGUGCUAGAGACUAUCUGGAUAUCAUCACUGCGCAUCUUCAUCAAACAGAUCUAUCAACAUGA